AUGGAUGGCACAUCAAUGGCAGUUCUUGUUAAUGACAUUGCUCGAGCGUAUAACGAUGACUUCUCUUCAACUCCAGCUAUGCCUUAUAGUGAUUACAUAGCACAUAUUCAGGCUCAACCGACCGAAGAUGCGUUAUCAUUUUGGGAAGCUUACCUUGACAAAGUUAUGCCAUGCCAUUUCCCCCCUUUGCUGGACCCCAUGGAAGGGCUCUCGGCUAUGAAUGAUAUUGAGGUCAAAACACCCGGUGUCUCUGAGAUGCGCCAGUUUUGUCGACGAAACGACGUGACACUCGCGAAUGUGGUGCGUUUGGCAUGGGCAUUGGUUCUAUCAGCCUAUACAGGAGAGGAUCAGGUGUGCUUUGGGUAUCUUACUGCCGGUAGAGAGAUCCCUCUUCCUAAGAUUGAGAGUUCUGUCGGACCUCUUAUCAAUAUGCUUGUCUGCACUAUCGACAUUGCAGAGAUAAGCAAGAAAACAGUUCUUUGCGAACUCCAAGAUCUCCAAGACGAGUAUUUCAAGGCACUGCCAUUCCAGCAUACGAGUCUAGCUGAAAUACAACAUCAUAUGGGUCUUACGGGACGAUCAUUAUUUAACUCAGUUGUGAGUGUGCAGCGCCGUGAUGUGGGCAAUACUGUUCUCGGCGAUAUGCAAAUUGAGUAUAUAUCUGGACUUGACCCUACCGAAUAUGACAUAACGGUCAAUGUAACAGAUACCAAUCACGGGCUCCAGAUAGGUAUCAGCUAUUCUGCUUCAUGCCUCUCACCUGGGUAUGCUGCGAACGUAUCUUCCGCUUUAUCCGCAGCACUUUUCUACAUUGUGUCAAACCCCCUGUCCCCUGCUGGGUCUGUCAAUCUUUUUGACGAGUAUCAUAAACAACAAGUCCAGAAGUGGAACACCGUUGUACCUCCUCCCGUCUAUGAUUGUAUUCAUUCUCUCAUUGAAAUCAACACAAAGAGCAAUCCUGAUGCUAUUGCUAUUGAUUCUUGGGAUGCAACAUUUACCUACUCUGAUUUGGACAAAAGAGGGACCCAACUCUCUCACGUCCUUAUUUCAAUGGGAGUUAGGUCCUCGGACAUGAUUCCCAUCUGUUUCACAAAGUCUUCUUAUGCCAUUGUUGCGAUGCUCGGAAUUCUUAAGGCUGGGGCAGCAUUCAUACCCCUAGACCCAGAACACCCAAAACCCCGCUUAGCAACCAUUAUCAACCAGUCCGGCUCCCGUUUGGCUCUUACCAGCCCAGAAACCUCAAAUAUAAUCGCCAGUUUAACACAGGAUAUUGUAUUGGUUUCUAGUUGUUCAGAUUGGUGGGCAGAAGAAGUGCCAUAUGAUUAUACCUGCCCGAAGAUCUACCCUACGGACGUUGCAUAUGUCCUGUUCACUUCUGGAACUACUGGAAUACCCAAGGGCGUUGUUAUAGAGCAUUCCGCCGUCUGUACUAGCUCCUUUUACCACGGUAGGGAGAUCGGCUGCAGCUCCAAGACCAGAAUGUUUCAAUUUUCCGCUUACACCUUUGACGCUUGCAUAUUGGAGAUUUUUACAACUCUUAUCUAUGGGGGUUGUGUCUGCGUUCCAUCAGAAGCUGAGCGUAUGAAUGAUAUAGCUGGGGCUAUAAACCGGCUAAACUGCAACACAACUUUCCUUACCCCAUCAGUUAUACGCAUUAUCCGCCCCGAGCAAGUUCCCAGUCUUGAAACAAUAAUAUUAGGAGGCGAGCCCCUUGAUAAGAAUAGCAUUGAACUUGCCCCAGUUGGUGCAGUUGGCGAACUUCUGGUCCAAGGAGGAACACUUGCCCGUUGCUAUUUGAAUGACGAAAAAAAAGACAGACCACUCAUUUUUCGAGAAACCAACCGUUUCUACCGAACAGGCGACCUGGCGCGCUACAAUGUCGAUGGCAGUAUUACCUUUUUGGGAAGAAAAGACACCCAGGUGAAAUUACGAGGACAGCGGGUCGAGCUCUCUGAGGUUGAAUAUCAAGUCAAAAAGUUAAUUCCAUUCUCUUCUCAAGUUGCGGUUGAGAUAGUCAUGCUCCGAGGUGAGAAGGAUCAAGCACUUCUGACAGCCUUUAUCUGUGACUCCUCUGCUGCUACCCGCACACUGCCUUUGCUCUCCAAUAUGACACAGUGUUUCAAGGUACAAGUUGACAGGCUCAAAAGGUUGCUUUCUCGCGUGCUGCCGCAUUAUAUGCAGCCGUCAAUAUACAUUCCCACCAAUUGGAUGCCCACGACUACAGCAAGGAAGCUGGAUAGGAAGCUUCUUCGCGAAUCUGUGGCAGCAUUAUCUGAAGAUGAACUCGAUAGAUACUCCCUAGAUGAUAAUCGCAGGCCUCCAAGUUCGCAUACUGAGAAAUGGCUGCAACAAAAUUGGAGCGAGGUAUUGAACCUUUCCGUGAGAAAAAUUAGAGCAGAUGACCAUUUUUUCGAAAUUGGUGGUGACUCUAUUUCUGCCAUGAGGCUUGCUGCAAUUACAUCUCAAAAUAUGAGGGUCUCUGUAGCAGAUAUAUUCAGCUAUCCAGUCCUCUCCAGCCUAGCAGCGAUUAUAGAUUCCAGAUCGUCCGAAGCAGAGCAGAGAGAAAUAAAACCAGAACCAUUUGAGCUUCUAGCCCAAGGAGAGGAUGCAUCAACCAUACUGUCAAAUAUUGCGAAUCAGUACGGUAUCCCACCUGGUUUGAUCGAGGAUGCGUACCCUCCCACCCCCCUCCAAGACGGAAUGGUAACGCACACAUUUCUCAACCCUACAGCAUAUAUCCUAAGACAAGUUGUCCGCAUCAAGCCAUCUACUGACAUAGCGCGGUUCCGAGCUGCUUGGGAAACCGUAUCCGAGAAAAACCCGAUCCUUCGUACAAGAUUUGUUAGGCCUUCGAAUGGAGAGACAAUACAGAUUGUAGUCAAAAGUUCUAUCGAAUGGAGAAAUGCUGAAACCCUCCAGCAAUACCUUGAAUUGGACCAGGGCGAAAAUGUUGCUUAUGGUACUCCGCUGAUACGUUAUGCCAUGACUGAUGAUGAUCACUUUAUUCUGACGGUUCAUCACUCAUUAUAUGACGGGUGGUCUCUACCUUUACUGCUUCGCCAGGUCCGUUCUAUAUAUGAAAACGGCAUUUGCCCCGAUACCCCAGGUUUUAACCUAUUCAUCAAAUAUCUACAGAAUGCCAAUCUCAAGUCCACCAAAACUUUCUGGGAGGCCCAGCUGGCUGGUCAGCGCCCAGCUACUUUCCCAAUGAUUACUGUUCCAGGAUAUCGCCCGGCUGUUCAACACAUAUUGAAGUAUAGGUUCGCCUUACCAAAGCUGGUUAACUCGGAAUUUCUCAAAAGCACUAUACUCCGUGCCGCAUGGGCGUUCGUUCUCUCUGUAUACUCGGACUCCCAGGAUAUAGUGUUCGGAAUGACCCUUUCUGGCAGAAAUAGCCCUGUCACAGGCAUCGAAAAGAUAAUCGGCCCAAUCAUUACAACAGUCCCGGUACGGAUUGUGCUGAACCCGACUGAAACUCUCAGUGAGUUCCUUAGCCAUGUCCAGCAACAGGCCACAGAAAUGAUACCCCAUGAGCAUUUUGGAGUACAGAAUAUAUCAAUGUUGAGUGCAGAAUGCAGCCAAGCCACUCAAUUCCAAAAUUUGCUCGUAAUUCAACCUAUCUCGGAAACUACAUCUACUGAUGCUCUGCUUCCAGGAUGUAAUGAAGUUGAUUUACCACUGAAAGGUUUUGACAGCUACCCACUUGUGGUAGAAUGCCACGUUUCAGACGAUACGGUUCAAAUUGAGGCAAGAUAUGAUGGAUGUUUGCUCUCCUGUUGGCAGGUCGAGAAUAUGAUGAGCCAUCUCGGCCAAAUCUCGAAAAUAUUCACAGAUAAUUCCAAUUAUCAUCUUCAAAUAAAGGAGACAGACAUGUUUGGCGAAAGAGACAGGCAACAACUACUGGAGUGGAACCGGGCCUAUCCUGAGACAGUUGAAUCGACAGUACCUCUAGUUUUCGCGCAACAGGUUCAAGAGCGGCCAUCUAAUAUAGCAAUUGAUGCAUGGGAUGGACAACUCACUUAUUCAGAACUCAACGACGUUUCAGAUGUGCUCGCACGGCAUCUUACAUACCUAGGGGUGUUACCUGAGCUAUUAGUCCCCCUCUGCUUCGACAAAUCCCUCUGGGCUGUGGUGGCACAGAUGGCUGUGAUGAAAGCUGGUGGAGCUUGUGUAAACCUCGACCCUAGACAUCCCCAGGGCCGCCUUGAGACAAUCGUCAAAGAUUCUCAGACAAGUAUCAUUCUCUGUGCCCCUCAUUAUUCUGGGAUACUAGGGUCAUCUACUCCUCAGAAUGAAGUUGUGGUGACAGAGGACCUCAUACACAAGUUAGCUGGCUCUCCUGACUCUAGCAUAGAGCCAUCUCCCCCCAGCCCUUCAAAUGCAGCAUAUGUGCUCUUCACAUCGGGCAGUACUGGUAAACCUAAGGGAAUUGUUAUUGAGCACCGCUCGCUAUGUUCUAGCUCUAAAGCCCACGGCACCCGCUGGGGGAUUGGGGCUGAGACCCGGGUGCUGCAGUUUGCCGCAUAUACAUUCGAUGUAAGCUGUGCGGAUAUAUUUACAACAUUACAACGCGGCGGCUGUAUCUGCAUUCCUUCUGAUCAUGACCGUCUGAACGCGCUUCCAGAUGCUAUUGUCCGAUUCCGGUGCGACUGGGCUUUCUUAACACCUACAGUGGCGAGCUUGCUUCCUCCAGACUCCGUCCCUUCCUUAAAGAAGCUGGUUCUAGGAGGAGAAGCAUCAACAUGGGAAAUUAUCAAUAGAUGGUACAAUAUCCUUGAGCUCAUUGUGUGUUAUGGUCCUGCAGAGUGUUCUAUAUACUGCUCUGGAGCACCUCCUGCGACAGCUACCAGCGAUCCAGCCAAUCUAGGAAGCGCUAUCGGGGCGCUCUAUUGGGUUGCUAAUCCGAAUGAUCAUAAUCAACUCACUCCACUUGGUUGCGUGGGCGAGCUCCUGCUUGAGGGUCCUACUAUUGCUAGAGGGUAUCUUCACGAUAUAGAAAGGACAGAACAGGCCUUUGUGAGCAACCCUUCUUGGGCUCCACCUUUUACUCCAGGUGCUUCUCGCCGCUUCUACCGUACAGGUGAUCUUGUUCGCUAUAAUAGUGACGGAACCAUUCGAUUUGUUGGCCGAAAAGAUACCCAGGUUAAAGUUCGCGGGCAGCGCGUGGAGCUAGGGGAGAUCGAGCAUGCCAUAUCUACAUCUAUGAAUAGCAUUGCUCAUGUCACAGUCGAUUCUAUCCUGGAUGCAUCCACAGGUCGACAAACUGUAGCUGCUUUCCUGCAUUUUAACAAUGCUAGCGGCCACGCUGAGAUCAUGGACAUGACAGAAGACCUCCGUCACCGGUUGAUAGAACUCCAGAAGGCCCUUCGGGAAUCGCUGCCUUCAUACAUGAUUCCAUCCCUUUAUCUACCUUUGGCGCGAGUCCCCCUUACAAUGAACGGAAAGGUAGACCGGCGACAGCUACGUGGGCUUGUCAACUCCUUGACAAAUGCUGAUAUUACCAGCUGUUCCCUAAUAGAAGACACUCCGCAUGUGCAACCUACUACGGAGGAAGAGUUCAAACUUCGCGAACUUUGGUCGAGGGCUCUUCAUGUAGAGGUUGAUACGAUAGGAGCUACUGACCAUUUUAUCCACUCCGGCGGAGACUCGAUUGUUGCAAUGAGAUUGACAAGCUUAGCUCAAGCCGAAGGAAUAUCCUUAACAGUACAGCAGAUAUUUGAGACCCCUAUUCUAUCAGACAUGGCUUCUCUGAUUAUGGUUCAUCCGUCAAGCCGUGAUAUUAAUCACUCUGUCGAUACGAUAUAUGAGCAGUUCUCGUUGCUUCCGGGGCAACCAGAGGAAGAUAUGCUCUCGAUAGUCGCUGAAGAUGUCAAAACUAGCCUUAGAAAUAUUGCAGAUAUUCUACCAGCAACUGAUUUCCAGUCGUCUGCCAUUGCACAUUCCAUGCUGAAGACGAGAGGGCUUCUCAACUACAUUUAUCUUGAGGGGAAAGGAGAGAUACCUUGGAAUCAGGACGUCAUCCAAGAGAAAUGGUUCGAGUUUACUAGCAAACACCAGAUCCUACGAACGGUCUUCGUCUUUUAUCAAAGCAGUCUUUACCAGGUUAUCCUAAAGCAGGUCUUGGAAGGCAUUUCCUGGCAUAGAACUGAUGAUGAUAUCGAUUCUUUCUGCCGCGAUUUAUAUCAGAGAGACAUUCAGUCUGACCGUGACCUUAGCGAUCCACUGACUAAAUUGAUGGUGGUCGGAAAUAAUGAACGGCAUCGACUUAUUCUUCGCUUAUCCCAUGCUCAAUAUGACGGGAUAAGCUUACCCCUGAUUUGGCAGAGUCUACAAACGGCCUUUUCAAGCAAGAGAUGCCCGCCAGAGAUCCCCUUUGCAAACUAUAUAUCAACCAUUAUCUCUCAGCAAAAAGUCACAAACUCCAGGGCAUACUGGAAAGCCCUACUGGCAGAUUCUAAAAUGACAAAUGUGGUAGAACAGUCCAGACCAUAUUAUCAAAACACCUACGACUUGCACAUAAGGCGAUCUAUCACCAUUCCCUCUCAGCUGUCGUUGUCGAAUCAAGGAAUUACCUUCGCAACUGUCCUUAAGGCCGCAUGGGCAAUCGUUCUCGCCUCUCUCUCGGAAACGACAGAUAUCAUUUUCGGCCAUGUAACCUCCGGUCGCACCGUCCCAGGAAAGGGCAUCGAGCGAGUGAUCGGUCCGUGUCUCAACAUUAUUCCAGUGAGGGCCCAGAUGGACACUACUACCACUGCAUUUGAUCUUCUACAGCAGCUACAAUCCCAGCACGUCGCCAGUAUGGCCCACGAAACUACUGGGAUGCGAGAUAUUGUUCGUCACUGCAGCCCGUGGAAGCCGUACACGCGGUUCAGCACCAUAGUCCAGCACCAAAAUAUCGAUGAAACUGCCACGGUUCUGCUGGAUGACCAGGAGUACACAGUUGGUGAUUUCUGUCCAGCAGCAGACGAGUCAGAUAUUGCUAUCAAGACGACCCCCCGCAGCGGAAAUGAAGUUGAGGUUCUUCUCAUUUCGUCAUCGCUAUCAGUUGGAGAGCUCGCAGCGGACAGAAUAUCAUCCAUUCUUUGCGAUACAAUCCACAGGCUCUAUACUUCUGAGGCUACUGACCUCCUUGUUACUGAAUUGAUAGACCAUGGACAAUCUCUUCCGCCGUUGAGCAAGUGUUUUACAGGUACAAGUCGAUACGCAACUUUACAGAGCAGCUUUCAGUCAAGGUCUGGUGAAAUGUUACUGACCAUCCAAACUGACUGGGGAUCUGCGCUGGAACAGCCAGACUUACUGAUAGAUUGGGAUUCGGACUUCUUCGAUGCCGGAGGUGAUUUGGUUUCUAUUAUAUUGCUGGCUACAACAUGGAAUCGGCAGGGCUAUAAAGUUACCCCAGAGCAGCUGCUGUUUAACUCGCGAGCCUCGGAGAUGGCACAAGUACUUUUUCAGUCAUGCUGA
Molecule: messenger RNA, 7461 nt
Organism: Trichophyton verrucosum HKI 0517
Lineage: Eukaryota; Fungi; Ascomycota; Eurotiomycetes; Onygenales; Arthrodermataceae
Exons: 4
Coding region: 1-7461 (2486 amino acids)
Biological process (GO): secondary metabolite biosynthetic process; amino acid activation for nonribosomal peptide biosynthetic process
Cellular component (GO): cytoplasm
Molecular function (GO): phosphopantetheine binding; catalytic activity
Source: RefSeq, a predicted model, not a curated record